This is a messenger RNA of Elgaria multicarinata webbii, 3775 nucleotides long. It is a transcript of the gene TNK1, whose product is annotated as tyrosine kinase non receptor 1. Gene Ontology annotation, biological process: protein phosphorylation. NCBI's taxonomy places the organism in Eukaryota, Metazoa, Chordata, Lepidosauria, Squamata, Anguidae. The record is from RefSeq and is a predicted model, not a curated record. Gene Ontology annotation, molecular function: protein binding; protein tyrosine kinase activity; ATP binding. Bases 139 to 2235 code for a protein of 698 amino acids. The transcript has 14 exons.
UGGAAAGCAGAGGGAAGAGAGAAAGGAAGGAAGGAAGGAAGAGAAAGAAAGAAAGAAAAGACCCACUUCCACAACACUGAUAAGAGAAGACCUACACAAAGAGAAGACCUACACAGAUUCCUUUGCACAGGUGCCCCGAUGGCACCAGACGACGGUACAGAAUGGCUGCUUCAGCUGCUGAGCGAAAUCCAGUUAGAGAAGUUUUAUAGCAAGAUCCGAGAUGAGCUUCACGUUACCCGUCCGGCCCAUUUUGAUUACGUCAGGCCCUCUGACCUCGAUCGCAUUGGCAUGGGGCGCCCAGGACAGAGACGGUUAGAAGAGGCCUUGAAACGCAGGAAGCCCCAAGGUCAACGCCCCAUGUCCUGGGUGUAUAAGAUGUUCACCGGGGGACGAUCUCCAGAGAACGAAGAAGCCCCUGCCCCCCAGCCCUCCUCGAUGCCCCAGCCCUCUUCCACUCCCCGGGCGGAUGCGGACGUCUCCCUUAAAUGCCUGAUCAGCGAAUGGGAUCUACGGCUCCGUGAACGCCUGGGAGACGGCUGCUACGGAGUGGUGCGCCGUGCCGACUGGAGCACGCCCGGCGGCGGAGUGCUCCCUGUGGCUGUGAAAUCCCUGCGUUCCGACGUCUCCGCCGACCCAGGCGCCUUGAUCGAUUUCCUCAACGAGGUCAACGCCAUGUGCUGCCUGGAUCACCCCAACCUCAUCCGCCUCCAUGGGGUGGUGCUCACCCAGCCCCUCAAGAUGGUGACGGAGCUGGCCCCCCUGGGCUCGCUGUACGACCGCCUCCGGCCGCCCUUCCCCCUCCACCAGCUCUGGAGCUACGCCCUUCAGGUAGCCAAGGGCAUGGCCUACCUGGAGUCCAAGCUCUUCGUCCACCGCGACCUGGCGGCCCGCAACAUCCUCCUGUCCUCCGAGGAGCACGCCAAGAUCGGCGACUUUGGCCUCAUGAGGCCGCUGUCGAGCAAGAGCGACCGCUACAUCAUGUCGGCCCACCGGCGCAUCCCUUUCGCCUGGUGUGCCCCGGAGAGCUUGCGCAUGGGGAUUUUCACCAACGCUUCUGACGUGUGGAUGUUUGGAGUCACCCUCUGGGAGAUGUUCUCCUACUGCGAAGAGCCGUGGAUGGGUUACUCGGGGAGGCAGAUUAUGCUCAAGAUCGACAGAGAAGGUGGGCGGCUUGAACGCCCCGACGAUUGCCCCAGGGGUAUCUACUCCCUGGCUCUGAAAUGCUGGGCCCACAACCCCGAGGAAAGGCCCCGUUUCUGUGAGCUGCUCAGCCUGUUGCAGGAGCUCCGUCCGAAGGAAGGGAAGGCCUCCCAGGACCUGAAUGAUCCUGGCUGGCUGAGGCUAGAAGCUGGCGAUGUGGUCACUAUUAUUGAAGGCAGCCCCGAUUCAUCCACAUGGCGAGGGCAGAACAAGCGGACUCUGAAAGUGGGCAUCUUCCCGUCUUCCGUCGUGGCACCAGAGGAAGGAGCGCCCCCUGCUGGAACACCACGGAUCAGUCUCCCCGUCCAAAGCUCCUUUGUUCACCUGGGUCAUGGGGACAUUGAUCCUGACCGUGGAUGGGGGGCCCCGGACCGGAUGGAGGAGAAGAAACCGAAACCGCGGGCAGGGAAUGUCAAACCCCAGAAUCGAGCCAAGGGCCAGCAGCUGUUGCAGUUGGCACGCCUUUCCAAAAGUCUGGAGUCCAUUACGGAAUUCAGCGUCCUGCGCAACAAACCCAAGAUCCCAGUCCUCAAGAUGGAUCACCUCGGCGUGCCCGCCCAGCGGCGCUUCAGUGACCUCGCGGGGCCUUUCCCUUCAGCCCCCCAACCUGAGCAUCGACUCCUCAAACCUGCUUCCCGUCUCCCAAACCCAGCCCUCCCCACGUGGGCUCUGCCCAAAUCGGACGGUUCUUCUGGGGCCAGAGACAAGGAGCAGAGACCACCCCGGCCAGCCCCCAAGGGAGCCAUGGUGCUCCCUCUGGCCCACGCCGGCGGGCAGAGACCAACCAUGAGCGAGAUCGAGAAGAAGAUCAGAGAGGUGGAAGACAGGGUCCACGGGACCACGACCGAGGAGUGCCGUGAGGCCUUGAGGCUGAAUGGAUAUGAUGCCCAAAAAGCUGCACAGAUGCUAAAGGUGGACCAGCUCUUCCACAUGAGCGCCCACUCGCGCGAAGAAUGCCGGCGGAUCCUGGAGAAGCACCGCUGGAACCUUGCCAUGGCCUCGCGCUACGUGCUCAGCCGGGGCCUCCGAGCCUGACCUAGGGGGCCGGGGGGGCGCGACUGAGGCAGGACCCAAGGUGCUAUUUGCUCACGUCUUCCGCCUCUGCUGCCACCUCCCAGCGAAGACCUGUUGGAAAUGACUUGGGGUGUGUGAGAGAGCGUGGCAGAUACGGCCCACUGUGGCGUUCUCCUGUCCCCGUUCUUUUCAGCGGGGCUUUUGCAGAACGUCCCCUCUGGACUGUGUCAAUUGAUGCAUAACUCCAUGUGCCUCUCUCCCUCCCUUCCAACACUCCCCCAUCGAGGAAAAGGCGAGUAGGGGAAGCCCUCAGGACUGCUUUAACAUCAGUGGAUCCUGUCUAAAGUUCUAGUUCUCCCAAAGGAACAGAACAUGUGCCUGGACUGUACCACUUCUAGACUGUAGGUGAAGAGUCUUGCAGGCUGAUUUUAAUAAUCCUAAAGAAAAGUGGCUUGUUUAAAGGUGCCUUGUAUACCAGGGGUUGGAUCCAGGAUCUGCCUUCCACAAGAAGAGACUUCCACUAAUUUGGGGGGAUCCUCCCCUCAACACGGCCCCAACUCUUUAUGUACCAUUUUCAGGGGCUGCAGCAAGGAGGACAACGACAAGGAAUUCCGCUUUCGCCAGCCCAGAUGAUCCGGCGUAGCAAAUCUGCAUCCAACCCCAACAGUCUCCCCGAAUUCUAGGCCACGGCCUUUCUUCUGUGAUGCCACUGAAUUCGUUCAUUUCUGACUUUGCCCGUUUGCAACGCUCGCCUUUUUAAUGAGCCUGGACCAGCAUCUUACAAAUUCUCUUUAAGUUUGGAACGGAUCGCGAGCUUCUGAGCAUACGCAGCCUGUAUCAAAACGACGUUAUUUCUGCGCAUACGUGGUGGUGGUGGUUAGAUUAACCCUUUUCUUGUUAACAGCAAACUGUGAUGUCACAUUACCCAACCAUGUUUGAAGAAACAGUGAGAUCAGGGUGUAGGCACACACACGUUGUCCUUUUAAUUCUCCCCCUGGGCUUGUUUUUUCCUAUUCGCAUGGGAAAAAAACCAACCAUAAGAACAUCAGAAGAGCCCGGAUGCUGGAUCAGACCCAGGGCCCAUCCAGUCCAGCACUCUGUUCACACAAUGGCCAAACAGCCGUCGGCCAGGGAUGGACAAGCAGGACAUGGUGCAACAGCACCCUCCCACCCAUGUUCCCCAGCAACUGGUGCACGCAGGCUUACUGCAUCGAAUACUGGAGGUAGCACACAACCAUCAGGGCUAGUACCAUGGAUAGCCUUUGCCUCCAGGAAUUUAUCCAACCUCCUUUUAAACCCAUCCAGAUUGGUGGCAACCAUAAAGGGGGGGGGGGGGGGCUCUGUAACUUGAUGCGCGAUGCAAAACUACAGGUCCCAAGAUGCACAAGCUCUCAUUUCGUGGAAUGAGAGUUCAUUUUAAGAGCGAACUCCUGACCAAACUUGCAUGGGUGGGUUUGAUAUUAUCCGAGGAAAUAAAUUCGCCCGGGCGAAGUUCACCCAUCACUACUUCAGAGUCAGCAUUGCGCAGCUGUUUGCUACAUGCAGGAAAUGUUUUUGUACG